Molecule: messenger RNA, 3452 nt
Organism: Gossypium raimondii (Peruvian cotton)
Lineage: Eukaryota; Viridiplantae; Streptophyta; Magnoliopsida; Malvales; Malvaceae
Product: receptor-like protein 7
Exons: 1
Coding region: 65-3172 (1035 amino acids)
Molecular function (GO): protein binding
Source: RefSeq, a predicted model, not a curated record
UUGUGGUACUAUUUGUUGCCUACAAAUACCAUUCCUAUCCUUCUUCUUCCUCUACAAACAUAACAUGGCCCCCUAUCUCUUUCUCUGCCUAUUCCUCUUCUUUCCCCAUCUUUAUGCUUCUUUUUCUUCUUCAGGAUCUCACUCCUGCUCUUCCCUAAUCCAGUUUAAGGACUCUUUUUCCAUAACAGAGGAUGUUUCUUCUUAUUGCAAUGAUUAUGCUGGCCUUAAAUCUUAUCCCAAGACAAAUUCAUGGAAGGAGGGUACAGAUUGCUGCUCAUGGGAUGGGGUCACUUGUGACCACCUAAAUGCUCAUGUUAUUGCCCUUGACUUGAGCUGCAGUUGGCUAUAUGGCAACUUCCCUUCCAAUACCACUCUCUUCCUUCUUCCUCACCUUCAAAAACUCAACCUUGCCUACAAUGAUUUUAAUCUUUCCAAAAUUCCAUCCGAGUUCGGUCGGUUUACAAGCCUAUUCUACCUCAACCUUUCUUAUACAGGGUUUGCAGGAGAAGUCCCAUCCCAAGUCUCCCACCUGUCAAAAUUGGUUUCACUUGAUCUCUCCUUUUGGGCUAAUGUACUAACAAUUGACAAACAUGCUCUGGAGGGACUUGUUCACAACCUAACCGAGGUCAGACAUCUGUUUUUGGAUGGAAUCAACAUGACUUCUGUUAAUGCUCAUGUCUUCAUGAAUCUAUCCUCUUCUCUAAGGUCUCUCAGUCUUGCUGGUUGUGAUUUGCAAGGAAAAUUCCCAAAAAACAUUUUUGAUUUGCCAAACCUCAAUCUCCUCAACUUGGGAGGCAACCAAAACCUCAAUCUUGAUCCUUUGAAGUUGAAUCGGAGCAGCAAUCUCGAACAUUUGGAUCUGUCGUGGAUGUCCUUCUCUACAGAAUUCAUUGAUUCGGUUGAUAAUCUACAGGCCUUAAAGUACUUCGAUCUAUCAGGAAAUUCUUUCUUUCAAGGAUUGUCUGUCUCAAUCACAAAUUUAUCAUCUUUGGAGUACUUGAUUCUUAGAGGCGCAAAUUUUUUUGGAGGAUUGCCUGACUCGAUGGGGAAUCUUGUGUCCUUGAAGUUUUUAGAUCUCUCCUAUUCCAACUUAUCAGGACCGGUUCCAAAAUCACUUGGAAACCUCUUGCAACUCACUCAUUUAGACUUGGGAUCAAAUAAAUUGAGUGGACAAAUUCCAUUGUCAAUUCUAAACCUAACGCAGUUGGAAUACUUGGAAAUAUCUGAAAAUUCUUUAGAAGGUUCUCUUCCAGAUGAGGUAACCGCUGUUCCGAAUCUAAUAUAUUUAGUCUUAUUUGACAAUGUACUCAAUGGAACACUUCCGUCAUGGUUGUAUACUGCUCCCUCCUUAAAGGGUAUAAUUCUCUCUCAAAAUCAAUUCAGUGGGCAUAUCAAAGAAUUCCAAACCAAAUCACUAGAAUAUUUAGAUCUAGAAAAUAAUAAACUCCAAGGUCCUCUUCCAUCUUCAAUAUUCCAACUUCUCAAUCUUACCUGGCUCCUUUUAUCCUCAAAUAAUCUUAGUGGUGUCAUAGAGUUUCGCAUGUUCUCAAACGUUCCAAAUCUAAAACAUCUCGACCUUUCAUAUAACAGCCUAUCCUUAACAUCUAAUGCUACAUCUAGUGUUAAUCAUAUAUUGCCUAAUGUUACAGACUUACUUUUGUCAUCUUGCAAUCUUAGUGAAUUCCCCCAAUUUUUAAAAGGGCUUAAAAGUUUGGAAAGCUUAGACCUCUCUUGCAACAAAAUUGAAGGCAAGAUUCCACAGUGGAUGCAAGAGGUGGGGAAUGGCUCUUUGACUUACUUAAACGUAUCUCACAACUCUUUGACAGAAGUUGAGCACUUUCCAUGGAAGAAUAUUGAAGUUCUUGACUUAAGCUCCAAUUUGAUCAGUGGAAAUCUUCCGAUUCCAGCUUCGACCAUCAAUUUCUUUUUGAUCUCAAAUAACAGUUUGAAUGGAGAGGUCUCUUCUUUAAUCUGCAAUGCCACUUCUCUUCGAGUUCUUGAUUUGUCCCACAAUAACUUGAGUGGAACAAUUCCGCGAUGUUUUGGAAAUUUGAGCAACAGCCUUGAAUUCUUGAAUCUGAAGAAGAACAAGUUCUAUGGGACGAUUCCUCCAAAUUUUGCACAGGGAUGCCGAUUGACUAAUUUCAACUUAAAUGGAAAUCUGUUAGAAGGGCCAUUGACACCAUCCAUCCUUAAUUGUAGAGGUCUAGAAGUGCUAGAUCUUGGUAACAACAAGAUCAAUGAUACAUUUCCUCAUUGGUUGGGAAGUCUUCCAUAUUUGCAAGUUCUUGUAUUGAAGUCAAACCAUAUGCAUGGUUCCUUGCGUGUCAAUAGCUCCAAGUCUAGCCCUUUUUUCUCUAAAAUCCAAAUUUUUGACCUCUCAAGUAAUUAUUUUUCUGGACCCCUACCAGUGAGAUACAUCAACAGCUUCAAGGCUAUCAUAGAUCUAGAGAAGAUUGGGAGUACAAUGUCGUACAUGGGGGUGUAUGUUCAGAGAGGUAGUGGCUUCUAUACCUAUUCCAUUGGAAUUGUUAUGAAAGGACAAUAUAUGGAAUUGGUGAAAAUUUUCACCAUGUGGAUGAUCAUUGAUCUAUCAAACAAUCAGUUUGAAGGGGGUAUUCCAAAGGUUUUUGGGAAGCUUAACUUACUGAAAGGGCUCAACCUUUCUCAUAAUAACCUUAGUGGUGGUAUCCCCACCUCAAUAGGGAAUUUGACAAGUCUUGAAUGGUUGGACCUAUCUUCAAACAGGUUGUCUGGGACGAUUCCAAAUAGAUUGGCAGAUCUGCCUUUUCUUUCGUCCUUCAAUGUUUCUGAAAAUCAACUCCAUGGUCAGAUUCCUCAAGGCAAACAGUUCAACACAUUUGGAAAUGAUUCAUAUGAAGGAAAUAAGGGACUAUGUGGAUUUCCGGUCUCGAAAGGUUGCAACAUCAUUGAGCCAGCACCUCCAAAUGUGCUUGAAAAAGAUGGCUCAAAAUCAAACAUUGCUUUUGGUUGGAAAGUGGUGUUGAUAGGCUAUGGAUGCGGAGUGGUGUUCGGAAUGUCCGUGGGAUAUGUUGUUUUCGAAACUGGUAAGCCGAAAUGGUUGGUGAAUUUGGUUGAAAACCAACAAGAGAAGAGGCGAAGAAGAAAGUCAAAGAAAGGCAAUCGAAGCGAUAGACGAAGAAGGAUCUAAUUACUGCAAAUGAUGUUUAAGAAUUAGUGUUGUAUUUUCAUAAUUUCUUGUUCUGUAGACCGUUUUGCCUUUGGUGAAGGGUUGCAUUGGUAUGUGUCUGUAUUUAUUAUUGUACCAAUUCCUCUGUCUUUCAUUGCAUUUCGUACUAUCUGUAAUGGUUUGUUUGAGUGUGACAUUUUGUAUGGUGGUGUUGUUUAUGUCUUCUUUCAUGACUUACAAUUUAGUCUCGAUAAUCUUUGCUACUGCUCAGUAAAGGAGAAAGGAGAACAAAAUGUCUCAA